Labrus bergylta (ballan wrasse) is the source of this 994-nucleotide messenger RNA. The record is from RefSeq and is a predicted model, not a curated record. NCBI's taxonomy places the organism in Eukaryota, Metazoa, Chordata, Actinopteri, Labriformes, Labridae.
CAUCACACACAUACACACACACACACACACAAUCACAGACACAGCAGCUCCCCCAGUCCGUCAGUAGACGCUCCUUUUCUUCUCUCCCACCUAUCAGACCACCUGGAUUGUACAAGGGGCCAGCUGAGGACGCGGCAGAGGAGGAAAAAAAAGGGUAGCAGAGCAAAUAUUCGCACUAAGGAUAGCGAUUCAUCCGAGGCAGCGGGCUGAAGGCACAGCCAGUGGCACUGCAGAGGCACAGCAGCACUGAGGGCUAAGGAUUCUCUGCAAGAGCAGGUAGUGGAACAUGCGAUCCCGCAGCAACAGUCUGGAGGACGUAACCAAGGCCAAGCUGUCACAGCAGCAUACAGAUGCACGCAAGAGUUCUGCAGAGCGAGAGGACCCUGCAGGAAGGACUGAACGUCGCAGCAGACACAGAGAGCCCCCUGACGACACUGGCACCAUCCAACGUAAUCACAAGACAACAAAGAACAGCACCUGUGCAAGUGGGACUGGAAAUGGGAGUGGGAGCAGCAGCACCAGUAGUGCAGCAAAGGGUGGUCGUAGGGAGAAGGGCAGGGACCUUUCUCGAGACGACAUGGUAUUUCUCCUGAGCCUGCUAGAAGGAGAGCUGCAGGCCAGAGAUGAGGUGAUCACAGUGCUGAAGGCAGAGAAAAUCGACUUGGCUUUGUUGGAGGCCAAAUAUGGAUUUGUCACACCACAGAAAGUCCUUCAGGCCUUGCAGAGAGACUCCAUACAGGGCAAGUCUGAGGACCUGGAGGAGGACAUCUAUGAGAGACCCAUGGAAGAGCUGGACAAGUUGGUGGAGAAGCAGAGAGAGACGCACCGGCGGAUGCUGGAGCAGCUGCUGAUGGUGGAGCAGUCGCACAAGCAGGCCCUGUACAAGUUAGAGGAUGAGAAGAGGAACCACGGAGAGUUCAUGAAGAAAAGUGACGAGUUUACCAACUUGCUGGAGAAGGAGCGCGAGAGGAGGAUGCCCCAGACUGUGGACUGA